AUGGAGAAGGUCGUCACGAUGGACGUCGUGACGCCCAAAUGCUUGCGAAAUGGACACUUGGUGGCUCAGCAGAGCGUUGGCAAAAGGCAGCAUGCAGGACUUGCCGGACAUGCAGGUGCAAAACCAGGGUGGCCAUCACCCUCCAAGUGUUACCGGUGCCGACGCCGGCGCGGGCUUGCGCACCUGCCGGAACGAAUCGUGGAGCUGCUGCAAGGCCUUGGCCGUCAAGCGCGCAGCGAUGUUCUGUCCAAGCGCUUGGCAGAGUGGCAGCGGAAAGAGCUGGAGCAGCUUCUGCUGCGGCAGCGAGAUGUGUCCCAGCCGAAGAGCCGGCCGCCCGGGCCAGUGGCGGCUGUGCCUUGA
This is a messenger RNA of Symbiodinium sp. CCMP2592, 360 nucleotides long. The record is from the annotation of a GenBank genome assembly. NCBI's taxonomy places the organism in Eukaryota, Dinophyceae, Suessiales, Symbiodiniaceae.